GAGUUGUAGCCGAUACUUGCCCCUGUUCUCUCCUCCUUUCAAUGUAAGAUGGUGGUUUGUAGAGUAAGUAGGUAGCCAACACCUCUAUAAGCUGAGAAAACGGGCCGGUUGUCUCCUCAAGAGAGCGGCUACCGAGUCCCGGGGGCGGAAGCUUGCUGUAACGGAGCUACCGACGCACACAGGCAUACUUCUCCCCCACAUCCUGGACAAGAAUCUCCAAAAGCACAUAGGCAGGUUCAGGCCUCCUGUUCCUGUCCUGUGAAAGCUGUCGGCCCACUAGUGCGUAACCCUAGGAUGUCCCGGCACCCUUGUGGGAAGGACGACAUGAUGGAGUGCCCUCUGUGCAUGGAACCUCUGGAGAUCGAUGAUGUCAACUUCUUUCCCUGCACCUGUGGAUACCAGAUCUGUCGCUUCUGCUGGCAUCGAAUCAGGACCGACGAGAACGGGCUCUGUCCUGCCUGCAGAAAGCCGUACCCAGAAGACCCUGCAGUGUACAAGCCGCUGUCACAGGAGGAGCUGCAGAGGAUAAAGAACGAGAAGAAGCAGAAGCAGACGGAGAAGAAGCAGAAGAUCACAGAGAACAGGAAGCAUCUGGCCAGCGUCCGAGUGGUCCAGAGGAACCUGGUGUUUGUAGUGGGGCUGUCCCAGAGGCUGGCUGACCCCGAGGUUCUAAAGAGACUAGAAUACUUUGGGAAAUUCGGGAAGAUUCACAAAGUGGUGAUCAACAACAGCACUUCAUACGCUGGCUCCCAGGGGCCCAGUGCCAGUGCCUAUGUCACAUAUCUUCGUUCUGAAGACGCUCUCAGAGCAAUCCAGUGUGUCAACAAUGUGGUGGUGGACAGCAGAACACUCAAGGCUUCUUUAGGAACAACAAAAUACUGCAGUUACUUUUUAAAGAGCAUGCAGUGCCCCAAACCAGACUGCAUGUAUCUCCACGAGCUGGGGGACGAGGCUGCCAGUUUUACUAAAGAGGAGAUGCAGGCGGGAAAGCAUCAGGAGUAUGAGCAGAAACUUCUCCAAGACCUCUCCAAAAACAACCCCACCUUCCUGCAGACCCCCGCUGUGCCAGGGGACAAACCCAAGGGCAAGGCCAACUCUUUACAGAGGUCCAACAGCUCCAGUAAAGACGGGAGGAUGACCAACGGGCUGUCCUCAGAGCACAGGAGGAGCCCCACUCUAGAUGGCUCCGACUCUGAACACCUGAGCCCCGAGGGGCCCGAACCUGAUCUCAGCCCUGACCCUGUCCCGGCCCUCUGCUCCUUCUCCUCACACCACGAGCUUGCUAGCCCCAGAAACAAACUGACAGACAUCAGUAUAGGCAACGGUGAAACCUCACAACUGCUCCACAGCAGUGACUCUCCGUCGCCCCCCCCUGGCCUCAGUAAGCCGGGGCUGAUGGUCCCCCUCAGCGUGACGGGACACACGCCUCGCUCCCCCUUCGAGGCGGCGGCUGCAGAGUCCCAGUCUCUGUUCUCAGACAACAGCAACUUCAGGCAUCCCAACCCCCUGCCCAGCGGCAUGAGCGGCUUCCCCACCCCCCCCCACAGCAACGCCGAGUGGCCCACCACCCCCGAGCCGCACAGCCUCUUCACCUCAGGUAGAGAUAAGAUACGGAGGAUGUGUGUAACAACUGUAAAUAUUUGGUGUCAAACAUUUCUUCUUCACACAAAUUCUGUCGCGUGGUGUGAGGAGAAGGAGCAGAGCCGGACCAGGGUCAGGGCUGAGAUCAAGGUUUCCGGGCCCCUCGGGGCUCAGGUGUUCAGAGUCGGAGCCAUCUCAGAGUGCGGGCUCCUCCUGUGCUCUAGGACAAGCCCGUUGGUCAUCCUCCCGUCUUUACUGGAGCUGUGGACCUGUGGGCAGCACACAGAGAAAGCCCACGUCGCCCCCCCGCUACACAGAGGCCCCUUCCCCAACCCCCUCCCACAUCCUCACCACUUCCCCCAUCAUCAACACCCUCACAGGGGAGGCUACACCACCUUCGGCUUCCCCACAUCAUCAUCGUCUUCAUCCUCCUCCUCCUCCUCUGCGUCCUGUGGAUCCUGGAUGGGCCCCGCCUCCUCUCGCAGAAACUUUGUGCCUUUGAACCACACAAACAGUCUAACCACGUCCACCUCACACAGCAGCUUCCUGGACUCCACAGGGCUGCUGGGACAUCACAGUACUGGGCUCGGAGGAAUCCCCAUCGCAGAGAGCAGCAGCUGUGCAGAGAGUAUACAUGUGAAACAGUGGCAGGACGGCCUUAGAGCGCUCUUACCCAACAUCAACAUCAACUUUGGAGGACAGCCCAACUCCUCUUCUUCAUCAUCAUCCUCCUCCUCCUCCUUAUCCAGCGUCAACCACACGGGGCCACCGGGCCUCUUCAACAGUGUUCCUCACAGCCGCUCCUGGGAGAGCCCCCCCAGAUGGAUGGACCCCGCCAUCAUCACAGGACUCCCCCCCGGCAACAGUGUAGACUCUCUUCAGGACGACAACCCCCCCCACUGGCUCAAGUCCCUGCAGACGCUCACAGAUAACGAUGCCCCCCCGCCCAGCUCCGCCUCACACACGGCUCUACGGGGGCCAGCCCCACAGAGCCAGCUGGGCACACUUUCUCCACCCCCAGCACCCCUUCCACUCCACCGGCUUCAGACAGCCUUCAGACCCCCCACUCAGACGCAGGCGGACCUGCUACAGAGCGCCGAUAUCGACCGCCAUUAGGGACCCUACACAAAUCACAUGACCCACGGCCAAUCAGCAGAUGCAAAAAUAUUAACGACUAAUAAUAUAAUAUAAUAGUUCUUUCUGCACAAGAGCUUGUGUGUUUCUUGUCUUGGUUUCUAAUUGGUUGUUCGAUUUGGUCUCAAGCUACCCCCGCCCCCCCUAAUGCACCAUGAUCAGGAAGUCCUGCUGACAGAGAGAAACGAUCUGAAGCCAUUUCCUGAAUCUGAAGAAGUAUUUGUAACCACAUGGUCCAUUACAGACAUCAUGUUGACAAAGUGUGUUUGAGAGAUGCUUUGAAAUAAAACCUGCUGACUCAUGUGAUUUGCCAUUGAAUAUCAAAA
Messenger RNA from Notothenia coriiceps (black rockcod), 3041 nucleotides. It is a transcript of the gene cnot4b, whose product is annotated as CCR4-NOT transcription complex, subunit 4b. Bases 295 to 2697 code for a protein of 800 amino acids. Gene Ontology annotation, cellular component: CCR4-NOT complex. The transcript has 14 exons. Lineage: Eukaryota; Metazoa; Chordata; Actinopteri; Perciformes; Nototheniidae. Gene Ontology annotation, biological process: protein ubiquitination. The record is from RefSeq and is a predicted model, not a curated record. Gene Ontology annotation, molecular function: metal ion binding; RNA binding; ubiquitin-protein transferase activity.